Molecule: messenger RNA, 831 nt
Organism: Thamnophis elegans (Western terrestrial garter snake)
Lineage: Eukaryota; Metazoa; Chordata; Lepidosauria; Squamata; Natricidae
Gene: STX1B
Product: syntaxin 1B
Exons: 9
Coding region: 49-831 (260 amino acids)
Biological process (GO): exocytic insertion of neurotransmitter receptor to postsynaptic membrane; vesicle fusion; intracellular protein transport
Cellular component (GO): SNARE complex; endomembrane system; plasma membrane
Molecular function (GO): SNAP receptor activity; SNARE binding
Source: RefSeq, a predicted model, not a curated record
GACAGUGAUGAUGAGGAAGAGGUGGUACAUGUGGAUCGAGACCAUUUCAUGGAUGAAUUCUUUGAACAGGUGGAGGAAAUCCGUGGCUGCAUUGAAAAGCUCUCAGAGGACGUGGAGCUGGUGAAGAAACAGCACAGUGCCAUCUUGGCUGCCCCCAACCCAGAUGAGAAAACUAAGCAGGAAUUGGAGGACCUCACAGCUGACAUCAAGAAGACGGCCAACAAGGUGCGCUCCAAGUUAAAAGCGAUUGAGCAGGGAAUUGAGCAGGAAGAAGUGCAGAACCGAUCCUCUGCUGACUUGAGAAUCCGGAAAACACAGCAUUCCACUCUAUCUCGCAAGUUUGUGGAGGUGAUGACAGAAUACAACACAACUCAGUCUAAAUAUCGAGAUCGAUGCAAAGAUCGUAUCCAGAGACAGCUGGAGAUAACUGGCAGGACAACAACCAAUGAAGAGUUAGAAGACAUGCUAGAGAGUGGAAAGUUGGCGAUUUUCACUGACGAUAUCAAAAUGGACUCACAGAUGACGAAGCAGGCCCUGAACGAGAUUGAAACCCGGCAUAAUGAGAUCAUCAAACUGGAAACGAGCAUUCGAGAGCUCCAUGACAUGUUUGUGGACAUGGCUAUGUUGGUCGAGAGUCAGGGUGAAAUGAUUGACCGCAUCGAGUACAAUGUUGAGCACUCUGUGGAUUAUGUGGAAAGAGCUGUCUCUGAUACCAAGAAAGCUGUAAAAUACCAGAGCAAGGCUCGAAGGAAGAAAAUAAUGAUUAUAAUUUGUUGUGUGGUUCUUGGUAUAGUACUGGCCUCCUCCAUCGGGGGCACUCUUGGGUUGUAA